This is a messenger RNA of Solanum verrucosum, 1286 nucleotides long. RefSeq names its product cinnamoyl-CoA reductase-like SNL6. NCBI's taxonomy places the organism in Eukaryota, Viridiplantae, Streptophyta, Magnoliopsida, Solanales, Solanaceae. The transcript is spliced from 5 exons. The record is from RefSeq and is a predicted model, not a curated record. The coding region runs from base 119 to 1063 and encodes 314 amino acids. Gene Ontology annotation, molecular function: 3-beta-hydroxy-Delta5-steroid dehydrogenase (NAD+) activity. Gene Ontology annotation, biological process: steroid biosynthetic process.
UGAAUCAAUUAACUCUUCACAUCCCAAUUGAUCUCUUUAUUUAACAAAUAUCCAAUCAAUAGAUCAAACUCUCUAUUAUUUGGAUUGUUAUAUACUUCUAAUUGAGAGCAAUUUCAACAUGAAUAGUGCAGUUUGUGUAAUGGAUGCCUCGAGUUGUUUAGGUACAAAACUUGUUAAAUGUCUUCUUCAGAGAGGAUAUACUGUUCAUGCAUCCCUUCAAAAUUAUGGCGAAUCAUCGUUGUUCUUGGACGAACUUGAAUGUGAUGAUGAUGAUGAUAAGAUGAAGAAAUUGAAGAUUUUUCAAUCGGAUCCUUUUGAUUAUCAUAGUAUUGUCGAUGCUUUGAAGGGUUGUUGUGCUCUCUUCUAUUCCUUUGAGCCUCCUCAUGAUCAUUCCACUUAUGAUGAAUAUAUCGGAGAAGUGGAGGUGAGGGCAGCACAUAAUGUACUGGAAGCAUGUGCACAAACAGACACUAUUGAAAAAGUUGUGUUCACUUCCUCAGCAACUGCAAUUAUUUGGGGACAUCAUGAAAAUGAUCAAAACUCUGCAUCCAUGCUUCUUGAUGAAAGACAUUGGAGUGACAUCAACGUUUGUCGUAAAUUCAAGCUAUGGCAUGCAUUGUCAAAAACACUAGCAGAGAAGACAGCAUGGGCGUUGGCUAUGGACAGAGGAGUCAACAUGGUAUCAGUCAACGCAGGACUAUUAAUGGGUCCUGAUCUAACGAUCAAAAAUCCAUAUCUUAAAGGAGCUGCUGAGAUGUACGAAGAUGGAGUGUUUGUGACCGUUGAUCUUGAUUUCUUGGUGGAGGCCCACAUUUGUGUUUAUGAACAAAUUUCAACUUAUGGACGCUAUUUAUGCUUUAAUCACAUCAUUAAUCAAACUGAAGAUGCUGUUAAACUUGCCAACAUCUUAUCCCCUUUGCCUUCAUCACCUCAAAGUAUGGAGAGUGAUACAAGGAUAAUUCAAGAGAGGAUAAGCAACAAGAAGUUGAACAAACUUAUGGUUGAAUGUCAGCCACAGAUCAAUGGCAAAUCAAGAGGAAUGCUUAUGAAAGUGUCAACAUGAUAAUUAAUUCCAUUAAGCAUUAUGAAUUGAUUGGCAACUUCCAUUCUUAGAAAUUAUUGUCCAAUGUUAUUAAAUUCGACAACAAUAUUCCACCUAAAAGGAAGAAAAGUAUAAAGGAAUUAUGCCCAAAAAAUGGCAUGUAAUUAUGUUGAUGUGCAAAUGUCAACAUUAGUAAAGCAAUAAUUGAAGAUCCCCAUGUGAUAAGAUUUUGCAAAUUGUAGUU